AGAGGAUAACUGUGCAGGUGUGAGGAGAUGUGGGCAGAAACCUUGCUGGGAGAUGGGCAAUUGCCUUCACUCCCUCCCUUUCUUGGGAACACAAUUUGUGGCUGGAAGAGAUGCCUGGAAUGAAGAGACCCGUGAGCAGUGAAUGUUUGUUACCUUAUUACACUGCCCACAGCUACCGAUCCAUGGGUGUGUUCAACACCUCCAUGGGAAACCUACAACGACAGCUGUACAAGGGAGGAGAGUAUGAUAUUUUCAAGUAUGCACCGAUGUUUGAGAGCGACUUUAUCCAGAUUAGCAAAAAAGGAGAGGUGAUUGAUGUUCACAACCGUGUCCGAAUGGUGACUGUGUGCAUCGCAUCUACCAGCCCGGUCCUUCCACUACCUGAUGUCAUGUUGCUGGCCCGACCAGCUAAAGUCUGUGAAGAACAUGCCAGACGGGCUAGGCUCAUCAAGGGGAAAGGUUGCAAGCCUUCAAAGACUUUAGAGCUCACCAGGCUGCUUCCUUUGAAGUUUGUCAAGAUCUCCAUUCAUGAUCACGAGAAACAGCAGCUUCGCCUGAAGCUUGCCACGGGCCGGACUUUUUACCUGCAGCUGUGUCCCUCCUCUGAUGCACGAGAAGACCUCUUUUGUUAUUGGGAAAAGCUUGUCUAUCUCCUUAGGCCACCAAUGAACAGUUGCAUCAGUAACCCAACACUUACCACUGGCGACACAAGCACUGACACCAAAAGCCAACUCGUCUCAGAGAUCCAUGGAGAAGGAGAUCGUGAUUCUAAGCUUCAAACAUCCCAAGAUGUGUCAGAAGCCACUUCUGCUGCAUUUGCAGGAGGAGAGAGAACACAACCACAACCAGCUGCUGCAGCUGUUGUCACUCCAGGAUCUGUCAAAGCGAGGGUGGCAGGGGCAGCAGGGGCGGCAGGGGCGGCAGGGGCAGCAGGGGCAGCAGGGGCCCCAGGGGUAGCAUGGGCCGCAGGGGCGUCAGGGACAGCAAAGGCAGCAGGUGGCACCACAGCUGCAGCAGUAACAGCCCCCCCAGCAAGUGUGGCAAAAGCAGGGACAGCAGCAAGCCAGCCCUCAGGUGUCAUAAGCAUGGCAGCAACAACAACCAAGUCUCCAGGCUCAGGCCAGUUAGCCGCAGCAACGACAGGAACAGCCGCCAAAGAUCAAGUAGGAAGUGCAUCCAGCAAGGCCAUGGCAGUUGUUGCAAACAUAAUCUCAGAAGGUGUAGACGUGGUCUUGGCAGGAGCUGUCAGUUCUGCUCCUGAGUCCUCUUCUGCAGCGGGUGAUGCUGGUGGCUCCCCAGACACCAACCUGAAUGUGGCAUUUGUAGGCAGCAUGACCACCAAGGGACCUGCUGAGGUUAAACCUGAAGCUCCCCUCCUGUCAACCUUGCAGAGUGAAGGCUACAUGUGUGAAAGGGAUGGGAGCCAGAAGGUUUCCCACACUAGCUCUGAAGCACAGAAGGAGAAGAGAGAGAGACAAGAAAGGGACAGAAAGACUAGCAGGAAAAGUUCCCAUCACCGUAGGGCAAGUCGCCACAGUUCGAGCAAGGACAAGAGUCGGAAAGGAUCUUCCUACCGGUCUGUAUCUAGCCACAAGAAAACAAGAGAAGACAAAAAGGGGAAAGGGCGUGGCCGCUUAAGGAGCAAGAGACGCAGCUCCUCUUACAAAAGUGAGUCCAGGACUGGUCACAAAUCCAGGAAGAACCGAGCAGCAGCUAACACAGGUACUGUGAAUAAGAAAGCCACUAAGAUUAGAUCUUUUUUCAGGAGCUUCCUAGUAAGGCCUGCUUCCAAACCAGGGGACAACUCCUGUGAUAGGAAAGUAGACAUUGUGACGAAGUUGGUGGAGAAGCAUGACAUAGAGACAACAGUGGAGAAAAGCAAGGAUUUAGAGUUCAACGAUACAAUAAUCUCUGAGACAAGGGAGAAGAUCAUCCUUGAAACCAAAUCUAUUUAAGAUCUAGAGCAGGAAGCAGCAACAGAGACCAGGCCUCGGAGGAGCACCGGUGAGCCAAUUGCAGCUUCCGUAAUGGCAGUUUCAAUAAUAAAGGUUACAAAACUCC
Messenger RNA from Arvicanthis niloticus (Nile rat), 2061 nucleotides. It is a transcript of the gene Garin3, whose product is annotated as golgi associated RAB2 interactor family member 3. Gene Ontology annotation, cellular component: nucleus. The record is from RefSeq and is a predicted model, not a curated record. Lineage: Eukaryota; Metazoa; Chordata; Mammalia; Rodentia; Muridae.